AUGGUGAUUAAUCCGUAUUCAAGAUAAUAUGCGUAUCCAAAGUCCUUCUUCUCCUCAAGCUUCACGGUUCACCAACGCACUAUCCACAUGGACCCACCAUAGAAGAAAAGCACUUUUUUAAACGCUGAUUUCAUCGAAAAUCAACUUCAAUUGCGUCUCCUUCACUUCAAAUCCUACACUCUUCACUCCCUGUUGACUGUUAUGGUGCGUCGUGUUUUCUAUCUCGUUAACUUGUUCAUCCUCCAAUUCCUUAUUCGCUGAGUCUUCCCAACUUGGAACGAUUCCACCAAACGCGGUUUCUGCACCGAUUCCCUGCAAGUCGAUUGUUUUUGGAUCCGAUGGGUAGCAUCGAAGACGAGGUUGCAAUUUCAGGAGAGGGAGUGAAAGACACAGACACAGUGUAUGUGGCGGUGGGAAAGAACGUGGAGAAGAGCCAACAAUUGUUGCAUUGGGCUGCUAAGAAUUUUUCACACAAAAAAAUUUGCCUUCUUCAUGUUCACCGACCCAAUUCCUUCACGGACAGAAUUCUUUCUGGGUCUGAAGACUCUGAACCCAAAGACCAUGCAAUCAAGGCAUUCCAGGAGCAUGGAAGACAAACAGUGCAUGAACUUCUAGACCAAUACAUUCUCACUCUGGUUCCAGGAGGGGUAACAGCCUAUAAAUUGUUGAUUGAGAUGGAUGAUAUUGAGAAAGGGAUCUCAAAAGCUAUUGCUCAACACAACAUUAGAUGGCUUGUAAUGGGAGCAGCAGCAGACAGAUAUAACUUAGGUAAACUGGCUAAGCAAGAGUCAGAGAAAGCUAUUCUUGUGCGUGAACAAGCAUUGCUGUCGUGUAAUAUUUGGUUCAUUUGCAAGGGCAACCUCAUAUGUACUAGGGUAUAUAGUAAACAUACUUCAGACAUAGAGACCGCCCCUGCAUUUUUGGUGCUCACUUCAAAUACAGAAGCCAAACAAUCAGACAAGGUUAAGUCAGAAUCAAUUCCUGAUGCUUUGAAAUACUUAGAUUCUGAUGAUAUGGAGGAGGUCAAAAGUGUCAGUUCCUAUCAUUCAUUAAAUUCAAAAUGGUCUUUUAAUAGUGUCAAGGACAGGUCAAAGUUGGCAGAUUUUCUGUUUCAUGAGGAGGAAAAAGAAGAGAGGGAACAAGAAAGUAAAGUCAAUGGUAGACUGGAAAGAACUAUUGUAGAUGCUAAGAGCAUGAAACGAAAAGGAUAUGAAGAGGCAUUAAAGAGAUGGAAAGUAGGAAACAGCACUAUGGAGGAUGAAACAUUAGAAGGCCAGUGCGCUAAGGAGAUAAGCAGAAGAAAAGAAGUUGAAGAACAAUUGGCGAUGGAAAACAAAGAAGUACAGGAAAUGAAGAAUCAGCGAAAUGAAAUCAUGGAUGAAUUGCAUAUGGUCCAAGACCAAAAUUCAGCACUUAAGAACCAAAUUUCUGAGUCCCAGCAUACGGUAACAGAGUUGGAGGAAAAAAUCAUAUCAGCUGUGGAUCUCUUGAUAAGUUUCCGGGAAAAACGAGAUAAGCUUCGGAUAGAGCAUGCAAAUGCAGUUAGGGAAGUCAAAAUGCUGAGAAAAUUUGGGAAAACACAUACUGCCUUCUCUUAUAGGGUAGAAUUCCCUGCAUAUUCUUUCAUGGAAAUCAAUGAAGCAACCCAUGAUUUUGAUCCAUCUUGGAAGAUUGGAGAGGGAAGGUAUGGAAGUGUUUACAAGGGACUGCUUCGCAACAUGCAUGUUGCAAUUAAAAUGUUACCCUCUUAUGGUUGUCAGAGCCAAUUGGACUUCCAACAUCAGGUAGAGGUUUUGAGUAGGGUAAGGCAUCCAAACCUGUUAACACUAAUUGGAAGCUGUGCAGAGUCUAGGUCACUUGUGUAUGAGUACCUAAACAAUGGAAGCCUUGAAAGCCACCUUGCCCGCAAAGACAAGAAUCCUCUUCCAUGGCAAAUUCGAAUAUCCAUUGCUACUGACAUAUGCUCUGCUCUAAUCUUCCUUCACUCCAGUGAGCCUUGUAUUAUCCAUGGGAAUUUGAAACCUAGUAAGAUUCUCCUUGAUGCUAAUUUUGUUGCCAAACUCGGAGACUUGGGCGUUCCUUCUUUAGUCCAGCAAGGUGUGGAUUCAGUUGACACAAGCACAGUAUGUAAUAACUUGAAUGAAAGUCUGGCGUAUGUGGAUCCAGAGUAUCUUGUCUCUGGCAAGUUUACACCAGAAUCAGAUGUAUAUUCCUUUGGAAUCAUAUUGUUACAACUUCUAACUGGAAGACCACUUUCGGGGUUAAUUAGAGAUAUGAAAUGUGCAUUGGAAAAGGAAAACCUUAAAGCAAUAUUGGACAUUUCAGCUGGUGAAUGGCCACUUUUUCAAACCAAACAGCUGGCAUAUUUAGCAUUGAGGUGUUGUGGAAAGACUUGGUUGAACCGGCCAGACCUUGUGUCAGAAAUCUGGAGUGUUCUUGAACCAUUCAAAGCUACUUGCAUCAACAUGUCACCAUGUUUGACUUCAAAGAAGCUUCAACGUGCUCCUUCCCAUUUUGUCUGCCCCAUUCUCCAGGAAGUAAUGGAAGAUCCAUAUAUAGCUGCAGAUGGCUUUACAUAUGAAGCAGAGGCAAUAAGUGGAUGGUUGAAUAGUGGUCACGACACUUCGCCCAUGACAAACCUCAAGCUUGAACACACAGAUUUGGUACCUAAUUAUGCUCUGCAUAAUGCAAUUCAGGAGUGGCAACAACAGUGAACCUUUUUCAUCGUACAUUAUACUUGCACAUAUUAUACUGGUGUAAAUCACACUUAUCCUGUAAAAGAAAUUUCUAAAGUGCGCAAGUAAGGGUGUAUUCGCACAUGAAUUUUAGCAACUUCAGAUUUUAAUGCACUUUAAGAUCACCAUACACCCUUACUCUCUUACUUUAGAAACUUCCACUUUAAAAGUGUCACGUCCUAAUACCUUGAUAGCAAGUUCAGAUGGAGAAGGGAGGAAAAGAGAGGGCAAGGGAAAUUUUUAAGUAAACCUUUCCCUUGAUUCAGACCUUUCUAAACUGAGGGGUUAUCAUGUAUAUAAGAAGCCUUAUUCAUUAUUAUGAGCAUUUUAAAAAGUUCGCCAAAUUUGAAUGAUUAACAUAUAAACUAGUCAUGAAAUUUCCCUUUCUUUUUAAAGGAAAUUUGAUUGCUGAUUUUUCCAAGAUAUCAAUAAAAUAUCACACGUGUUUCGAAACUUAAU
This is a messenger RNA of Abrus precatorius (Indian licorice), 3194 nucleotides long. Its product is annotated as U-box domain-containing protein 32. NCBI's taxonomy places the organism in Eukaryota, Viridiplantae, Streptophyta, Magnoliopsida, Fabales, Fabaceae. Gene Ontology annotation, molecular function: ubiquitin-protein transferase activity; ATP binding; protein kinase activity. The record is from RefSeq and is a predicted model, not a curated record. The coding region runs from base 339 to 2714 and encodes 791 amino acids. The transcript is spliced from 10 exons. Gene Ontology annotation, biological process: protein phosphorylation; protein ubiquitination.